Symbiodinium sp. CCMP2592 is the source of this 438-nucleotide messenger RNA. NCBI's taxonomy places the organism in Eukaryota, Dinophyceae, Suessiales, Symbiodiniaceae. The record is from the annotation of a GenBank genome assembly.
AUGGAGCAGGCUUCGUUUGGGGUCGGCCUGGUUGACACGGUAGCUCAGGACGCAGACGAGGUUGGCUUCUCCGGCUUGGACUUUCUCGCUUCUCAGGUGCUGCCCCUGACUGCGGGAUCUGCAGUGGUCGAGGUCCAGAUGAAGCCAGAGGCUGCCAGUGGCAACUACGAGCUUGCCUUGCUUGCAUACGUCCAGGCGCUGCUGAAGUCCAAGCAUCAGACGUGGAUUGAACUUCCACCCGAGCUUCGCCCGAAGUGGUGGAGGGAGAAGUUCGCCCGGCACAUUGCGUUGCUACCAGAGUUUCCUGGAAGCUGGUUUCCCAAGCGCAAGCUUUUGGUGUCAACGACGACGUUACUCGGUCAGGGCCAAACCUUCUGGGACGAGCUCACUGCUCUCGUCGAUGUUGAGCCUCCUGCGCCCGUGUUUUCAGAGUGUUAG